AUAGAUAUACAUAUAUCUACUCUUCACAAUACUCUCUCUCAAACUAUGCGCUAACAAACACUAAUAUAUACAAAAAGAGUGACGGGAACUGCGCACAGAAAUAGUAGCAGCAGCAGAAGCUACUACAAUUGCGAACUCUGCCUCAUCCCCAAAUACUAUACUAGGGUUUUAUUUUCUUGGAAUUUGAGAGAGAUUCGUUCAAAAGAAAUUAGCUCAGUCACACACUCACACAACCAAAUACUCAGCUGGUCUUGCGAGUCAGGUGGGGCUUCGAAACACAGUGCAUUUUGUAACAGUUAAGGGGAGGUUGAACAUGCAGACACCCAAAACAAGAACUGGCUCUUUGGAAGUGCCUAAAAGGACAUCUCCUACUACACCUCGAACUGCUCGCCAGCUCAAGAUGGCAGGAUCAGACUCUGACUCGGUGCCCUCUCCACAUCUAGCAAGCAGGACACCAAAGGACAGAAGUCCCAAAAUCAAUGAGCGCAGGUCACCACGAAGUCUGGUGUUGGAGAAGAAGCGCCCAGGCAGAGUGUCUGAAUUGGAAUCUCAGCUUUCUCAACUCCAAGAGGAACUGAAGAAGGUAAAAGACCACCUGAGCUCAUCUGAAUCAUUGAAGAAACAGGUUCAGCAGGAGGCUGAAGAGGCCAAGAAGAAACUCUUAGAUAUGUCAGCGAAGCUCGAGGAGUCUCAGGAGCAGCUGCUGGAGCUUUCUGAUUCUGAGGAAGCUCGGGUCCAAGAGCUCCGUAAAAUCUCCCAGGAUCGAGAUCGAGCAUGGCAGUCUGAACUUGAGGCUGUCCAGAAGCAUUACUCCAUGGACUCCGCUGCCUUAGCUUCUGCUAUGAAUGAGGUCCAGAAGCUCAAGAUUCAGUUGGAAAGGGUGGCUGAAUCCGAGGCUGCCCAGGCUAGGCGUGCUGAAUCAGCAAAUGAUGAGAUCCAGAGCUUGAGACUUGAACUUACAGAAACUCUCUCAUUAGUUGAUAAUUUGAAAAUCCAGCUCAGUGAUUCCAAAGAAUCUGAAACUCGGGCCCUAGAAAUUGUCAGUGAAACUCAAAUGCAAUUAGAAAUGGCGAAGACAACUGAGGAGACAAUGCAAUCAGAAGGCCUCAAGGCCAUGGAGGCUUACAGAUCCUUGGCUCUGGAGUUGGAGCAAUCAAAAGCUCAAGUAAAUCUAUUGGAGGGAUUUGUUAGCAAAUUCCAGGCUGAUCUAGCUAAUAAUAGAAAAAAGACUUCAGACGAUCCUUCAGAUAUUAUUGAAACUGCAACGGAAAAUGUAGAAAAUGGGGAAUCUGACCAGCUCAACACACAGCUUAAUCAUAUGAAAAUUGAGGUAGGUCAGUUAAGAUCCGCAUUGGAUGCAGCUGAGAGGAAGUACCAAGAAGAAUAUAUUCAAAGCACCUUGCAGGUUAGAACAGCUUAUGAACUGUUGGAGUGCACAAAAUCAGAAUCACACCUGAGAGAGGCUGAAUUGGAGGAAAAGUUGAAGAAAGCAAAAACCGAUAUUGAAGAGUUAAAGGCAAACCUCGUGGCUAAGGAAACAAAACUACAGAGUAUUUUAGAGGAGGACCUGAAUCUAAACAUAAAGAAAAGUAUGUCUAGCAAAAUAGAAUCUGAAUUGGAGAUAGAACUGAAGAAAUCUGAGGUAGAUUUGGCAGAUAUGAAGGCAUGUUUGUUGGAUAAAGAGACAGAACUCCAAUGUAUAAUUGAGGAAAAUGAGACGCUGAAGUUGGAAAUAAAGAAGAGAGAAAUGGAGAGGAAUAAAGUGAAUGAUGAGGCCCUUGCUGUAGCGGAAGCAGCAAGAGCUGCAGAACGAGAAGCUCUGAUGAAGCUCGGGUAUUUGACAGAGGAGGCGGAUAGAAGUAGCAGAAAAGUUGCACGGGUUACUGAGCAGCUGGAUGCAGCACAGGCUGCAAAUUCAGAAAUAGAGGCUGAGUUGAGGAGAUUAAAGGUGCAGUCGGACCAGUGGAGGAAGGCAGCCGAGACAGCUACUGCUAUGCUUUCUACAGGAAAUAAUGGGAAAUUCGUGGAGAGAACAGGGUCUCUCGACAACAAUUACCAUACUAUCAGCGGAAAGUUGGGUUCGCCUUUUUCAGAAGACAUGGAAGAUGACUCACCAAAGAAGAAAAAUGGUAACAUGUUGAAGAAGAUUGGGGUGUUACUCAAGAAGGGUCAGAAAUAGAUGAACCAUUUAUCGGUUUUCUUAACAGGUAUUUUGAUGGGAUAGACUUCAGUAAUGUAAGUGAUUUGUUGAAAAUACUCUUUAAGACUUCUGUAUAGUUGAUAGUUUGUGGGAACUGAUGAACUCUUAGGUGUUCUGUUCUUUUUUGUUUUAUUUUUGAUAGGUGUCCUAUUUUAUUUCACCUGCUGUAUGUGGUGGGUUUGGCAGAGACCUUAAAUAUUGUAAUUUCCUUUCUGUUCGUCAUUUGGGAGAAUAUGUAUGCAGUUUAAACAUUGUAUGGGAGAAAGAAACUGUUAUAUUUUAAAAUCUUAGGAAAA
Messenger RNA from Cornus florida, 2496 nucleotides. Its product is annotated as interactor of constitutive active ROPs 2, chloroplastic-like. NCBI's taxonomy places the organism in Eukaryota, Viridiplantae, Streptophyta, Magnoliopsida, Cornales, Cornaceae. The record is from RefSeq and is a predicted model, not a curated record. Bases 314 to 2179 code for a protein of 621 amino acids. The transcript is spliced from 5 exons.